Molecule: messenger RNA, 2904 nt
Organism: Capronia epimyces CBS 606.96
Lineage: Eukaryota; Fungi; Ascomycota; Eurotiomycetes; Chaetothyriales; Herpotrichiellaceae
Exons: 3
Coding region: 1-2904 (967 amino acids)
Biological process (GO): actin cytoskeleton organization
Cellular component (GO): plasma membrane
Molecular function (GO): protein binding
Source: RefSeq, a predicted model, not a curated record
AUGUCAUAUACUGUCCAGCAGCGCCAGCGCGGCGCACUCCAGCCUGGCGAUAUAUUAGUGGUCAUUCAUGAUUUCGAUGCCCGAAGUCCGGAUGAAUUAACCCUCCGAAAAUCCGACCAGGUUGAGUUAGUUGAACUGGAUGAGGGUUUUGGAGAUGGCUGGUAUUUAGGACGGCAUCUCGGCCAGGGUACCACAGGGCUGUUCCCUGGAGUCUACACUGCGAAGCUCCCUCCGAACUUCACUCCUGUGGGCGCCUCGAACCUGGUACCCAGCCAGCUUGCACAAAGGCUAUCCAACGGUACAAAGGCUGAACCAUCUGAACGGACCAUACCAGAAGACCAGUCGAGCACUCGUCGCUCGCUCGUCUCCAAAGCCCCAGUACCGUCUUCAUCAAUGUCAUAUCUUCCCUCUAUACAGCGCAGUAUUGGCCAGGCUCUAUCAGGCACGACUAGCGGAGAGGACAGUCCUGUCAUGAAUGAAACAUUGAGCGUUAUAGACGAACACAUUACAGACCUGAGCACGCCGCGACAAAGUCUCGCCCCUCCCCGAUUCCCGACGGAAGAUUCUGAAAGCGAAUACAGCAGUCAUCUGGAUCGAGCGUCCUAUGUUGCAGGCCCAGAGACUGACAGUGAAGAGAAUUCGCCUCUUACCGAGGCCGAUGUGAAGCAAUGGGAUGCCAAAGAGACCGCUGAAUUCUUGAGAGGUCUUGGAGUGGACUCAAAGCACUGCGAUAUAUUUGAAGAGCAGGAAAUAACAGGAGACGUCUUGUUGGACAUGGACCAGUCUUUUAUUCACAUGAAAGAGUAUGAUUUCGGAUUAAUGGGUCGCCGACUAAAGACCUGGCACAAGAUUCGGGACUUUCAGAAUCAGAUUCGGUUCUCCAAAGACUCGAGAAAGAGCAGCUUGAGGCAAAACAGCUCCAGUGAGGAUGUGGCACGAGCUCAUUCCCGUGCUUUAUCUGGCGCCACCAUCCUCCCUCGGAUUCCUAGUUUGAUGGAGGAGCCAGGGCUAUCUAUUCGCCAGUCGCAGCAUGCUCACCCAUACGUUCACGCUGGGACUGCGUCACCUUCUCUCGAUUCACAAUUACCCCCUUCGCCUUUCGCGAGAUCUCAGCUUGGUGGAAGCACUCCUCCAUCUCCAUGGAGAGCAUCGAUGGCCACCGAAAGUCCCAGUCGUCCAUCAGCUGCGUCAGUUCGGGAAUUGCACCACUCGCGGCGCCACUCCUCGAUCGAAUAUGCGAAACACGGACCCCAGGAGACGUCUUUUGGAUCCUUUGCAUCUGGCUCGCCCCCUCACAAGAAAAACGCAUCGCUUGACAGAGAUUGGUCAAUAAGCAAUGCCACAACCACUAAUCCUGGUGCAAGCACGCCUUCGCUUAAAGUGGACGUCGGCAAGAAUAUCAGCGUAUUGGCUGACUCUCCAUUUGAUGGAGAGCCCUCUACCGUCGAUAUCGACCGGGGUUACUUCAGUGGCAAUGAGGUUGAGAAUCGGAAAUCCCGAAAUCUAUUGAGGAAGAAAGGCGGCGGAGAGAAUGCUAAUCAUUCCCGUCAGUCUAGCAUGAUCGAGGAGGCCCGCAGACCUGCCCUAGGCGUCAAGCGGCAUUCGCGGCUCAGCAGCGCUGACUCUAUUAGAGACCGAGGAUCUGCGACAAUGUCCUUAGCGGCGAAGGCCUAUCUCAGCCAAUCAUCCAAAAGUCGAGCUCGGUCUUCGAGCGCGCGGAACUUAACCAUAGAACGGUCGCCUGUUGCCCCGUCUCCAACAGUCACGAAUUUGGAGGAUGACAACCUGUCGGCCUUGUCGUCUCCGAAGCUGCUCGGUGGUUCUGUGUCCCCGGCUGCGGUUGUGUCUCUGCCGUGGGCAGCAUCUCAAAAAGCUCGAAAGUUGUUUGGUCUCCGAGCAGCAUCCGAGGCAAUUACAGGAAGCGAGAAAGAGGCGGCGAAGUCCUCCAAUAUUACCACAGAACCGCUCAAAGAGAGCCCCUUGGCUUCGCCCUCGGGUUCUCAGACACCCUCCGCGACAUCACGGAGUUUCGAGAUCGACAAUACCGAUACGUCUUCGAAGGGCACCGUCGAACAACUCGGACCGCUUUUACACACCAAAACCACCGUGCGCACACAUCCGAAGACUAAGCGCCAAACAAGUGCUUACACAAAGGGGUUGCUACCCAUUUCUCCCGCCGAAGCACAGAAGCACUGCGACUACUAUGGAUGGAUGAAGAAAAAGUCUGGGGGAAUUAUGACUCAGUGGAAGCCUCGGUUCUUCAUUCUUCGAGGGCGACGGCUGUCAUAUUACUAUUCUGAGACUGACACUGAAGAGAAGGGGAUAAUUGAUAUAUCUGGGCAUAAAGUCCUGAGGGCCAGCUCGGACCCGAUUACGACACUCCAAGCGACUAUAGCCGGCGGGACAUCAACACCUGGCGCAUCAGGGUCUGCAACCGGAAAUUCACACGAUACGUCCCGCAACUCCAGCGGCGGUGGACCGUUCUUCUUUAAGCUUGUGCCUCCUAAAGCAGGGUCGUCCAGAGCCGUUCAAUUCACCAAGCCGACUGUCCAUCUGUUUCAAGUCGAUAACAUCGUUGAGGGAAGAAAAUGGAUGGGCGAGAUCCUGAAAGCGACCAUUGAGCAUGACUUAUCGAGCUUUGAGACCACCAAUCGACAGAAGACGAUUAGCCUGAUUAAAGCAAGGGCACGGAAGGAAAGGCCGCCUGCGCUCAAAGAAACCGAGGAGAUAGCUGAGCUGGCGGAGAAGCCAACCCCUGGGGAGGAGAAGAGCCUGCAAGAGAGUGGACUAAACAUACAAGGACUGGAGCUUCACGAGCCCAAUAUAGAUCUCCAGCUGAAUGGGGAUUCCAGUGGAACGAAAGCCAGCCCAGGAGAUGAUGCAGACGAGAAGACGGAGACAUGA